Messenger RNA from Gekko japonicus, 2577 nucleotides. RefSeq names its product zinc finger protein 345. The transcript has 4 exons. NCBI's taxonomy places the organism in Eukaryota, Metazoa, Chordata, Lepidosauria, Squamata, Gekkonidae. The record is from RefSeq and is a predicted model, not a curated record. Gene Ontology annotation, biological process: regulation of transcription by RNA polymerase II. Gene Ontology annotation, molecular function: RNA polymerase II cis-regulatory region sequence-specific DNA binding; DNA-binding transcription factor activity, RNA polymerase II-specific. The annotation marks the transcript as partial.
GCGGGCCAGGAUCUGUCUGAAAGUGAGCAGAGGCAUCCCUUGAUGGACGUCAAAGAAGAGGAGGGCGGAGAGGCCGGCCCACUGGGGAGAAGCUCCGUGUGGAAGAGGAUAACAUAUUCUGUUCCUGCAGCACCAGUACUGAGUGAUCAUCCAGGGCAAGGAAUGCAGAAAGAGACUCCCACCAUUCCCAAAUUAGGGGAAGUAUCAGAGGGGAGAGAAGUAGCCCCUCAUGUCCUCCAGGCUGCGAACUCCAGGGAAAUCCUGCGGAGGAGAACAGGACAUCCAAUGAAUCAGCCUGCAGGGGAGGGAUCCCUUUCCCUCAAGCUGUGGGACGUCCAGUGGCAGGAAUUCCUCAAGACAAUGGAGCCCUCUCACUCUCCAUGCAGGAUCCCCCCCUUGCCAGAGAAACCUUCACCCUGGGAGGAUGCCAAGGCCUUUCUGGCUGCCUUUGAGCAAGUGGCCGAGGCCUGUCGGUGGCCCCAGGAAGAGUGGGCGACCCGACUGCUGCCAGCCCUCAGUGGAGAUGCUGAGCAGGCCUUUAACAGUCUGGAUGUCAAAGACAGGAAGGAUUAUGGGAAGGUGAAGGCGGCCAUCUUGCACAGGGAAGCCUUGAACAGGGAGAAGCAGCGUCAGAAUUUCAGGCAUUUCUGCUAUCAGGAGGCCGAGGGGCCACAGGGGGCUUACAGACAACUAUGGGAAAUGUGCCGCGGAUGGCUGAGAGUGGAGAAUCGCAGCAAGGAGCAGAUCCUGGAGCUUUUGGUCCUGGAGCAGUUGCUGAGCGUCCUGCCCCCGGAGAUCCAGAGCCAGGUGAGGGAAAGUGGCCCUGAGAGCUGCUCCCAGGCGGUGGCCCUGGCCGAGGAGUUCCUCUUGAUGCAGGAAAAGCAGAUGCCCUUGGAGGAGGCAGCUGGGAAUGUCUCCAAGGCAGGCCAGGAUCUGUCUGAAAGUGAGCAGAGGCAUUCCUUGAUGGACAUCAAAGAAGAGGAGAGCGGAGAGGCCCGCCUGCUGGGGGAUGAUCAGCAGAACGAGGAAGAUGAGGAACUGCAUGGGUUAUCAUCUGUAAGAGUCGAGAAUCAAGGAUUGACAGGAAACUUCAAAAAUCUAGAUAGAGCAAAGGGAGAAGAAGGAAGUCACCUGUCUGAGAAGGGAGAUCAACCCUAUUUUUGCCAAGGAGGGUAUUUUUGUGAAGUAAUUCACACGGGGGAGGCAACAUACAAAUGCUUGGAGUGUGGAAUGGACUUCUCAAAUCAAGCCCAAUAUAAUACCCAUUUGCAAAAGAACAGUGGGGGAAAGUCCUGUAAAUGUCCCGAGUGUGGAAAGAGCUUUAUUUGCACAUCAGAGCUUCUUAGACAUCAAAGAAUCCAUACAGGGGAGAAAGUGUAUAUCUGCUCACCCUGUGGCAAGAGCUUCUCUCAUAAAGCAAACUUCAUCCUACAUCAAAGAAUUCAUAUGGAACAGAAGCAAUUUAUCUGCUCAGGGAGUGGAAAGAGUUUCUCUGAUGGAAAAAAGGGUAAUGUACACUUUCCAAAGCAUAGUAAUAUGAAGGCAUCGAAAUGCUUUCAGUGUGGAAAGUGCUUCAGAUACAAAUCUCAGCUCCUUGCACACCAAAGAACCCACACAGGGGAAAAACCUUUUCAAUGCUCAGAGUGUGGAAAGAAAUUCAUUAGAAGUUUUCAUCUUGAACGGCAUCAAAGAACCCACACAGGGGAGAAACCUUUUCAGUGCCCAGAGUGUGGAAAGAAAUUCAAUCAGAGUUGCAAUUUUCAACAGCAUCUAAGAACCCACACAGGGGAAAAACCUUUUCAGUGCUCAGAGUGUGGAAAGAGUUUCAAUUGGAUUGCCAACCUUUAUCGGCAUCAAAGAACCCACAGAGAGGGGAAACCUUUUGCAUGCUCAGAAUGUGGAAAGAGUUUCAAUUGGAGUGCCAAUCUUCAGUGGCAUCAAAGAAUCCACACAGGGGAGAAACCUUUUGAAUGCUCAGAGUGUGGAAAGAAAUUUAUUCAGAGUUGCCAUCUUGUACAGCAUCUAAGAGUCCACACGGGUGAGAAACCUUUUGAAUGCUCAGAGUGUGGAAAGAAAUUUAUUCAGAGUUGCCAUCUUGUACAGCAUCUAAGAGUCCACACGGGUGAGAAACCUUUUGAAUGCUCAGAGUGUGGAAAGAAAUUUAUUCAGAGUUGCCAUCUUGUACAGCAUCUAAGAGUCCACACGGGUGAGAAACCUUUUGAAUGCUCAGAGUGUGGAAAGAAAUUUAUUCAGAGUUGCCAUCUUGUACAGCAUCUAAGAGUCCACACGGGUGAGAAACCUUUUGAAUGCUCAGAGUGUGGAAAGAAAUUUAUUCAGAGUUGCCAUCUUGUACAGCAUCUAAGAGUCCACACGGGUGAGAAACCUUUUGAAUGCUCAGAGUGUGGAAAGGGCUUCAAGUUGAGUGGUGAUCUUCAUCGGCAUCAAAGAACCCAUACAGGGGAGAAAAGUUUUGCUUGCUCAGAGUGUGGAAAGAGCUUUGGUCGGUGUAGCAAUCUUCAACAGCAUGUAAGAACCCACACAGGUGAGAAACCUUUUGAAUGUUCAGAGUGUGGAAAG